Molecule: messenger RNA, 1014 nt
Organism: Debaryomyces fabryi
Lineage: Eukaryota; Fungi; Ascomycota; Pichiomycetes; Serinales; Debaryomycetaceae
Product: inorganic diphosphatase
Exons: 1
Coding region: 1-1014 (337 amino acids)
Biological process (GO): phosphate-containing compound metabolic process
Cellular component (GO): nucleus; cytoplasm
Molecular function (GO): magnesium ion binding; inorganic diphosphate phosphatase activity
Source: RefSeq, a predicted model, not a curated record
AUGUCUCUUUUGAAAAGUUUGUUAUCAAAGAAUGGUGAAUCACUAUUGCGUACCAGUAUGAAUAAAACAGCAAUUUCAAGAUUAUUUAUCACCAAACUGCAUCUUCAACCUACUCGAUGUAACUCCAUUUUACAUACACCACAAAAUAGUAUAGGUAACGUUGAUCAAGGUGUAAAGUACACAACUGAUUUUAGGAAUUAUGCGAUCAAUAAGGAAAAUGGAGAAGUUUUAUCUUAUUUUCAUGACAUUCCUUUGGAUUUAGACUUAGAAACCAAGACAGCGAAUAUUGUGGUUGAGAUUCCACGAUGGUCCAAUGGAAAGUUUGAAAUAAACACCGAAUUGGCUGGCAAUCCUAUCACACAGGAUGUUAAGAAGGGAAAGGUGCGUUUUGUUAAAAACUUAUUCCCAUACCAUGGAUACAUUCAUAAUUAUGGAGCUUUCCCGCAGACAUGGGAGGAUCCAAAUACGAAGAACGAAGAGUUAGGCUUAUUUGGAGACAAUGAUCCAUUGGAUGUGUGUGAAAUUGGGUCUAGUAUUUGCCAAACUGGUGAUAUCAAGCGAGUCAAGAUCUUGGGGUGUUUAGCAUUAAUAGAUGAUGGCGAAUUGGACUGGAAAGUUAUCGUAAUCGAUACUAAUGAUGCAUUAUCACAAGAACUUCGUGAUAUCCAUGAUGUGUAUGUUAAAUGUCCUGGGUUACUAGAAUCUACUAGACAAUGGUUCCGUGAUUACAAAAAGCCCGAUGGAAAGCCUGAAAAUGAGUUCGCUUUCAAUGGAAAAUACAAAAACCAACAGGAAACAAUAGAGAUUAUUAAGGAAUGUAAUGCUUCGUGGCAGAAGUUGAUCAAUGGACAAGUGACCAGUGGAAAGAUUCCUAAAACCGAAAAUGUCACCUUUACAAAUAGUCCUGGACAUGUUUCAAAGUUCGAUACUCAAAUUCUGUUAGAAAAUUCUUCCAAGCCUGCCGCUGAAAUUCCCUCAGAAGUUGACAAGAUCUAUUUCUGUGGAGGCGACUAG